Molecule: messenger RNA, 4197 nt
Organism: Ustilago hordei
Lineage: Eukaryota; Fungi; Basidiomycota; Ustilaginomycetes; Ustilaginales; Ustilaginaceae
Exons: 3
Coding region: 1-4197 (1398 amino acids)
Biological process (GO): DNA integration; DNA recombination
Molecular function (GO): DNA binding
Source: RefSeq, a predicted model, not a curated record
AUGGCCCCUGAGCAGGCUUGCUCAUCCUGUGGUCUUUUCUUUGUGCAGAACCACUACGUUGGCCGGGGCAAUCGCCGCUGCACCUGCUGUGCGGCUUGCCGAUGCCAGGCUCCAGCACCCCUUCUCUCAGUCGCCACACCUGCUCCAGCGGUGCUACCGGCCUCCAGCACUACCGCAGCAGCCCCCUCGACCUCAUCCGCACCCGCUCUGGACACAUCCGCCGCCUCUCUGGUUGUUCCUGUGCCUGAGCCAACCUCUCUGGCACCACUAUCUCCCCUUCCCUCGCAUGCGCCGUCGAUCUGGGACGCCGUCGUUCCCGCACCCUCACAGCCUCUGACUGACACCUCCGCCCACUCCCACCUUGAUGAGCAGGCUGACACCAUCUCUCAGCUUGCAGAGUCCGUCGCCGAAAUCCGACAGCUAGUCCUCGCACUCCGCCAAGACCUGACGCCCCCGACCGCGCCUCCUCCAGCACCGAUGCCUCUUGCCUCGGCUCCAGCCUCCGGUGAGUUGCAGCUUCGCCGCCUGUUCCCUUGGAUCUCUCGCGAGCUCGCGCAGCAGGUCUACGACGACCGCCUCCCACCCCACGAGCUCGGAAAGCUCCGCAACCCGGCCCACAACACCACCGCAAGCGAGCCAGAGCGCGAACUCGGCGUCAUCGUCAACGGCGUCCGCGUCAGCGUGCCCGAGCCCUCCUCCUCCGACCUCUCCUCUCGUGCCUUUUUGCGCCUCGUUCCCGACGUCCGCAGCUUUGCCCAAGCCUGGUCCGUGUACACCGCUCUUCGCUCCACCAGCGCCAGCGACCCCCACCUCGCCGCCAGCCUCAGCGCUUUUCUGGUGCACAUCAUCGACCUCGACACACAGUACUUCUGGUCCACCGUCGCCGAGUACUUGCUCACAGUCUGCCAGCGUCAUUUCGGUCAUGCCACCGCCAGCGACUGGGUCGAGCAGGACAUCGCCGCGUGGCAGAAGGACAUCGGCGGUGUUCCUCGGCGUCCCAUCCCCUCCGCCAAGCCAGCAGCGUCCAAGAACGCCGCCUCGCCUGCGCAGACCAACACCACACCUGCCGCCGGCCAGAAACGCCUGCGUGCAGACGCAUCUGCCCAGGUCUGCUUCUGCUUCAACUCGGGCGGCUGCUCAGACGACAAGUGCAUGUCUCGAGCCAGCAGCCAUCAAGAAACUGGCCUAGGUGCCUCGGUGAGUACCACCCCUUGGCCUCCUCGCCCACUCGACCUCGUGGGCUCGUCUCUGCGGCAGACUCAAGCCCAGUCCCCUCCCUCCUCGUCUCUGCGGCAGACUCAGGCCCAGCCCGGCCUUGUCGGCCCUUCUCUUCCAUCCCCGCAGCAGACUCAGGCUCGGCUCAACCUUGAUGGUCGCUCUUUUCUCCCAUCUCCGCAGCAGACUCAGGCUCGGCUUGACCUCGAUGGUCCCCCCUCUCGUUCAUCUCCGCGGCAGACUCAGGCCCGGCUCCUCACUUCGGUCCCGGCAGCUCUCGAUGUCCCAUCAGCUGACCGGUGCCUCUCGCUUCUCCUCGCUCUUCGACAGCACGUGCCCCCUCCUCGGCCCAACACCACGAUGGCCCUCGACGUUUUCGAUCCGGCCAGCACCCCUGCUCGAGCAGGCUCGAUGCAGGCGCAGCUGCCAGCCUGGGAGCACCUCCUCCUCGACUACCCAGAUGAGCGCUUCUGCCAGCAGAUGGCUGGCAUGAUUCGGCAUGGCUGCCUUCUCGGGUACGACGGUCCGCUGCGCCACAGUGACCGCCUCGCCGCCAACCUCCCCAUCGACGCCGCUGGCCACACCCACCUACGUCGCGAGAUCGCUGUGUGCCUGGCCGAGGGCCGCCUCACCAUCGUCGGACACAACCAGCCCCUCGUUGAGUUGCCUAUCGGCGUCGUGCCAAAGCCGCGCUCAACAAAGCUCCGAACCAUCCAUCACCUUUCCCACCCUCACCGCCCAACGGGCGCCACGCUGCCGUCAGUCAAUAGCAGCAUCAACCCAGCCAUGGUAUGCAUCCAGUACGAAUCGAUCGGCCAGCUUGUUGACUUUGUGCGUGCCAACCCCAACUGUCUCCUUUGGAAAGGUGAUCUCGAGGACGCUUUCCGCCACGUCGUCACCGCGGAGCCAGACGCCUACUUGCUUGGCUUCCAGUACAAUGGCGUGUGCUACCGAGAGAACACACUCACCUUUGGCGGCAGCAGCUCGCCAUUUCUCUUCAACCUGGCAGCCGAGUUCCUCCACUGGGUCGUGGCAUCCUGCCUACCACCCAGCUGGCCCAUCAACCACUAUCUCGACGACACCUUCAGCGCUGUGCCAGCCGAGACGCCCGCGCUGGCACUUUGGCCAGUCCGGGUCCUCGCUCUUGCCGCCGCAGCUCUGGGCUUGCGCCUUUCGCCCAAGAAAACAUUCGCCAACUGGACUCGGCUUGAGAUUCUGGGCGUCGAGAUUGACUCGGCUGUGCAAACGGUGGGAGUCACGCCAGAGUGCCGAGCCCUUAUCAUCGCCCGGUGCCGCACACUGCUCAGCCGCCAGACGGCCGAUCUGCUCGACAUGCAGCACAUUGCCGGCCUGCUACAAUUCGUCUCUCAAGUCUUUCCUUGCGGCAAGGCCUUUUUGCGCUGGCUGUACGACUGCACUCAUCGCUCUCGGCUCGCAGGAAGACGCCGCAUACCUCGUCAAGCCCUCACCGAGCUUGCAUGGUGGGUUGCCGUCCUAGAAACCUGGCAAGGCACAUGUGUUCUCUCCCCCUCGCCCCUCCUCGUCGCCCAUGUUUGGACCGAUGCCUGCCCUCGCGGCUACAGUGCCCACCUCGGCCUCACCAGCGACCUGGUAGCUGUCUUCUCACAAUCGGUACCGCGGCGGCACCGAGGCAAGAACAUCCGCUUCCUCGAGGCCUUGGCUGUCCUGGAAGCCCUGCGGCAUUUCCUACCACACUGGCCCACGCCAACCACUGUGGUCGUCCAUGUCGACAACAAAAACGUGGAGUACGGCCUGCACUCUGGCAGCUCGAGGGAUCCGCUGACCCAGCGCAUCCUCCAGGAGAUCUUUGGGCUUUGUUUCACCCACAACCUCACUCUCCACCCCGUCCGUGUUUCGUCUGCUGACAAUGCCCUUGCCAACCUCCUCUCUCGCCGGCAGUUUACCCGUUUGCGCCAGUUGUUCCCCCAGGCUCAUCAGCUGUUCUUGGGCAUCUCUGCGGCAGCAGCCUCACUCCUCUGGAACGGCCUGGCGGUCAGCACUCGAGACCGCGCUGGCAGCACCAUCACCACCUACCGCACCUUCUGCGCCUUCCACUUUGGCUCCAACGUCGCCUGUUUCCCCGCCUCUGGCCUGCAGCUCCUCGAGUGGAUCGGAAGCAUGUCCACCACCAGCUGUUCCUACCACUCCGCCAAGCACGAGCUCAGCCACCUCCGGUCUCACCACAUCGACCUCGGCCUCUCGGUGCAUGGCUUCGAAUGCGGCCGGGUCGAGUGCGCGAUCCGUGGCUACAAGAAGAUCCACGGCGCACGGCGCACUGGCGCCAAGCUGCCCAUCACGCUUCCCCUCCUCUGCCGCCUUGUCGCCGCCGUCGACACCUUCGCCGCCAUCCCGCCGUGGGACCGCGCGGUCUACUCGGCUGCCUUCACCCUCUCAUUUGCCUGUUUCCUGCGCUCUGGCGAGGUCGUUUGGGACCGCUCCACCGAUCCCGCGGCCGUCCUGCGGGUCUCCAGCGUCGAGAUGGCCUCCGACCACGCCGUCGUCACCCUGCCCGCCUCAAAGACCGACCCCUUUCGCCUCGGCGUCAAGGUCGUCACCCCCCUCGUUGGUGGCCCCGAGUGUCCGGUGGCUCGCCUUCACACCAUCACAUCCAAGCGCGCCGCCUCUGCCCCCCUCUUCGGCCUCGGACCAUCCGGCAGUGACCCGCUCACGCGCACAGCCUUCGUGGCCACUCUGCGGCGCGCCAUCGCCUGGGCAGGCCUGGCGCCAGCUGCCUACGCCGGCCACUCUUUCCGGCGUGGCGCCGCCACCUGGGCGGCGUGCCUCGGCACUAGCCCGGAGACGAUCCAGUGCCUUGGCUGCUGGAACUCUGCCUGUUUCAAACGCUACGUCGACCGCUCGGCUAGCGAGCGCUGCAAUCUCGCCGUCGCCGCCCUCUUUGCCUCGUGCGAGGGCCCCCUCGUUCCCGACUGCGCAUCUUGGCGCAACGUGGGCGCGACCUAG